AGCUUAUUUAAAGCGCCAAUCUCCAUCGAUAUUAUCACUCUCUCCUAAAUCCUCCAUCGAUGGAUGGCAAGGGGUACACGAGGGAUGGGUCCGUGGACCUCCAUGGCCGGCCUGCGGUCGCAUCUCGGACUGGGAGGUGGAGAGCCUGCGCCUUCCUCGUAGGAUACGAGGCGUUCGAGAGGAUGGCCUUCUACGGCGUGGCCGCCAACCUGGUGGUGUACCUCACCACGCAGCUGCGCGAGGACACUGUGUCGUCGGUGAGGAACGUCAACAACUGGUCGGGGUCGGUUUGGCUCACGCCGAUCCUCGGAGCUUACAUCGCCGACACCUACUUCGGUCGCUUCUGGACCUUCACCGUCUCCUCCCUCGUCUAUAUCCUGGGGAUGGUUCUGCUGACCAUGGCAGUCUCCAUCAAGUCUCUCCGGCCAACCUGCAGCGGCGAGGUGUGCGAGAAGGCGUCAGCGGCCCAGAUCGCCUACUUCUACGCCGCUCUCUACGUCAUGGCCGUCGGCGCCGGCGGCACCAAGCCCAACAUCUCGACGUUCGGCGCCGAUCAGUUUGAUGACUUUGAUCCCUGGGAGAAGAAGCUCAAGGCGUCCUUCUUCAACUGGUGGAUGUUCAGCUCCUUCCUCGGCGGCCUCAUUGCCACGCUCGGCCUCGUCUACGUGCAGGAGAACGUCGGGUGGGGCGUUGGGUACGGCAUUCCGACCAUCGGCCUCGUCGUCUCGCUCCUCAUCUUCUACCUGGGCACGCCCAAUUACCGGCACAAGGCCGUGAAGGACGCCAGCCCGACUAGGGAAUUGAGGAGGGUUCUGGCGACGGCCUUCGCGAACCGACAGCUCAAGCUCCCCGGCGACCCGGCGGAGCUGCACGAGUUGGACCCGCAGCAUUACUUGAUCGCCGGGAAACGAAGGCUGUGUCAUAGCCCUUCCUUCAGGUUUCUCGACCGAGCCGCCAUUAAAGAAGGGCCGAAUCCAUGCACGGUGACGCAAGUCCAAGAGACGAAGCUCGUCCUUGGCAUGGCGCUGGUGUGGCUCACCACCCUCAUCCCCUGCACCAUCUUCGCGCAGGUCAACACUCUGUUCGUGAAGCAGGGCAUCACCAUGGACCGCCGCCUCGGCGGCAGAGGAUUCCACCUCCCCGCCGCCUCCCUCAGCAGCUUCAUCGUCGUCUCCAUGCUCGUCGCCGUCCCGCUCUACGACCGCUACUUCGUCCCCUUCAUGCGCCGGCGCACCGGCAACCCCCGGGGCAUCUCCCUGCUGCAGCGCGUCGGCAUCGGCUUCGCCUCCCACGUGCUUGUCACGCUCGUGGCCUACGCCGUCGAGCUGCGCCGCCUGGACGCCGCCCGCCGCCGCGGCGUGCUAUCCCCGGGGCAGGUGGUGCCGAUGUCCAUUCUCUGGCUUCUGCCGCAAUACAUGCUCCUGGGGAUCGGCGACGUGUUCAACGCCAUCGGGAUGCUGGAGUUCUUCUACGACCAGUCGCCGGAGGGGAUGCAGAGCCUAGGCACCACCUUCUUCACCAGCGGCAUCGGUGCAGGGAACUUCCUCAACAGCCUACUCGUGACCGUGGUCGACCGUGUGACGAGGCGCGAGGGAGGCCGGAGCUGGAUCGGGAACGACCUCAACAGCUCGCACCUCGACUACUACUACGCCUUCCUGAUGGCCCUGUCGGCGCUAAACCUGGCGGCCUUCGUGUCAGUGGCGGCGAAGUACGAGUACAAGCGGGAGGUAGUGUUGGAGGUGGCGCCGCCGGAGGGAAAAGCUUCGGCGGUGGCCGGCCCAGGCGAUCGGCGAGUCUGACGAAUCAAUUUGGCAAACAAUUAAUACAAAAUUACCAAGUAAACGCAUCGUUUUUUCA
Zingiber officinale is the source of this 1857-nucleotide messenger RNA. Its product is annotated as protein NRT1/ PTR FAMILY 5.1-like. NCBI's taxonomy places the organism in Eukaryota, Viridiplantae, Streptophyta, Magnoliopsida, Zingiberales, Zingiberaceae. The coding region runs from base 60 to 1799 and encodes 579 amino acids. Gene Ontology annotation, cellular component: membrane. The record is from RefSeq and is a predicted model, not a curated record. Gene Ontology annotation, molecular function: dipeptide transmembrane transporter activity; tripeptide transmembrane transporter activity. The transcript is spliced from 3 exons. Gene Ontology annotation, biological process: dipeptide transport; transmembrane transport.